AUGACAACAGAGCUUGAGGUCACUGAGGUGGAAAAAUUCCCAACAAGCAAGCAGAGGCGACAGUGGCAAGGAGAAACCUGCAGAGGCACCAGGCUCAAGAGAGGCAGUCCAUCUUCUUCUGGCUUGCCAGGCAAGGGGUUCUUACAAGCACAUUGGCCAAGUUUCCAACAGAUCUUCAUUUCCAUCGUGGGCAUUAUGGGUAAUGUAGUCCUGAUCCUGUCUUUAAUAAAGAACCAGAUCUCCCAUCUGAAAACAUUUGAGGGGUUUCUCCUGAGCCUCGCUACCUCCAACCUGGAAGAGCUCCUUGUCGUAAACAUCUGCAACGUCAUAUGUUCUGUGUCUGUCCUCACCCCCUUGUCCUGCCGGACGCUCAAGUUCCUCAUGGUGUUCGGCGAAAUCGGCAGCAUCCUCUUCACAUUCCUUAUCAGCAUCUUCUGGUACCAGAAGCUCCCAGAUGCUGAGACUGGGGGCAUCUUGCCCGUCUUUCUGGACAACAUCUGGUUGGCCUGGGCUGUGAGUGGGCUGUGUGUGAUGCUAGCCAUGUUCCUGGGAACUCCUACCUAUCUCAUGAACAUGGAUGGUCAUAUGGAUAACUAUACGCAAGACGGAGGCUGCCCUCCAGACUGUCCAGUGAACUGCCCGACCAUUAACUGGGUCUUCAAGUAUAUUUUCAUCCUGCUCUGCAACCUGCUGCCUCUAUUCAUUGUCAUCGUCACCACCUGUCUCAUUGUAAAGGUGCUGCUGGUUCAGAGGAGGAUGGUGGUGCCAGCGCUGAGUGCAGCAGGGGCGCCAGUGGAGCAGCCUCCCAGGAAGAAGGUCUCUACCGGGAUCGAUAGGAACACAGUGGGCAUCCUGGCUGCCAUGGGGGUGUUCCAGGUGGAAUGAUCCUUCAGUCCCUACGACUUCCCCUUUUGGACCGAGGUGGAAUUCUUCAUCACAUCGUCCUAUACCACAAUCAGCCCUUAUGUGUAUGGGAUAGGGAGUAACCUGUUUACUGUGAAACAAUUUAAGAAGUAAUGUAAGAAAUAAUUUUUAGGUGUCAGGUGUAAGCAAUUUUCUGUGCAGUAUGAUUAUGGGAUAAGGGAAUAACCUCUUCUCUGAAACAUGUAACGAAGUAAUUGUGGUAUAUUUAUAAACGCUCUGUGUUAGAUGUAGGUGAUUCUCUAUUUUCUUGGAAGUAAUUUUAAGAAGUCAAAGCCCGGUUUUUAGACGUAAACUACCCGACAAAAGUUUUAGAAA
Salvelinus namaycush (lake trout) is the source of this 1239-nucleotide messenger RNA. RefSeq lists its product as uncharacterized. Gene Ontology annotation, molecular function: G protein-coupled receptor activity. Gene Ontology annotation, cellular component: membrane. Gene Ontology annotation, biological process: G protein-coupled receptor signaling pathway. Lineage: Eukaryota; Metazoa; Chordata; Actinopteri; Salmoniformes; Salmonidae. The record is from RefSeq and is a predicted model, not a curated record.